Molecule: messenger RNA, 459 nt
Organism: Oikopleura dioica
Lineage: Eukaryota; Metazoa; Chordata; Appendicularia; Copelata; Oikopleuridae
Source: the annotation of a GenBank genome assembly
AUGAAGAUUUUACAAAUUCCGGUGUUUAUAUUUUUCGCCAGUGCCUUUGCGCAGGAUGAUGUCGGGGAGGAUCAAGCUCCAGAACCGGAAGGAGAGCCGGAGCCCCAAUUUGAGUGCUUUUCCUGUGAGCUAGACGAUGGCACUUGUGGCGGAAAUCAGACAGAUGCUAGUCCGACCGUGACUUGCCCACCAGGAUUCAGCUGUUCCACAGUUCUCAUCUCCUCGGACGGAGAGGAAAAGUAUAAACGCGGGUGUACCCGCACAUGCGAGGAAUAUUGCGUUGGCCAUUACGAUCCCGCAUCCGAAGGAGGUGAGGUGCCAGAACUUGACUUUUUCGCGUGUACAAGCUGCUGCCAAGGCGAUAAAUGCAACCGAAAUUUGAUCACGUAUUCCUCUGCCUUUACUCUAUCCUCUUCCUUGAUCGCAUCACUGACUGCUAUUCUCAUGCUCCUUAUUUGA